AAUGUCAUAUAAUCUAAUAGGUACCUAGAAGGUACUUAAGUACCAAUCAAACGUGAAAGAAAAUAAAUUUAACUAAUGAGAAAAUUAUGAAGUGUAUUUUGUGUUCAUAAUAUACGAAUAAGACACAAAGAAAUGCUUAAUUCAAAUAAUGCAUAUUUACUGUUACAUGCAAAUCUGCCCGUGAAAUUGGACUUCAGCAAUGAAGAUAAAGCAACUUUGUUCAUGGGCUUUAGUACAUAUUGUGAAAUCUGUGAAGAAAAGAGUUUUAGUUGUCUUAUCCACACUUUCUAUUCUCUAUGUCAUAAUAAGAUGGAAGUUAAUGUGUAUUGAUAUUCAUUCUCAGAUCCGCAUACAAAAUAUUUGCAACAGCUAUUCCGUUGGCAUAUCUGCAGGAAGUCUUUGCCAGGAUAUUUGUAAAGCUGAUGAGCCAUCAAUAAUUUCUUGCCAUACAUUUUACCAGGAAACAGGAUCUGCAUUUUCAGGCAACUGGCUCAAUCAGAGUGUUGUAUUUAAGAAAGUUCCUGUAGUAGACGAUUUAACACAGUUUGAUGCUACUGGAAGAACUAUAUUCCCCUCUGAAGAAGUGUUUUCUCAGAUGGUCAAAAACACUGUAAAAUUUAAGUUUAAUAUUUCCAUUGAUGACACAGAUGCACUAAAAAUAUCUCAUUUACAAAAGACACAAGGAAAAGUUUUGAGAAAAAUUGAAAUGAAAAAUGUUUGGUCACUUUUGCAAGACAAUGAAUACCUUGCCCUUUUGUUGUAUGAGAAAUAUGACGUAUUCCCAAAACUCCUGGGUACAUGUGGUGAAAUGUAUGCUAUACAGAAAAUGGAAUCAAUAUCAGGAUACUGGCACUUGAUGACAUUGUAUGAUAGUGCAGAGGAAUGGGACAGAAGGAUCAAGACUGCUUUGAUGAUACUUGAAUAUUUAAUAUUACUGGAGGAGAGGUUGCCUGAACCUAUGCAUAUGUGUGGAGUCAAAAUGGGCCAUUUUGGAUUUAAAUCAGAUUCAAAGAAAAUCAUAUAUCAGCAUAUUGAUGCUGUCCAUCCUCGCUCAGUGGUCAAUAGGAUCACUGGAAGCAAGUCUGAAUGCAAACAGCAUAGUGACUGUGAUUAUUUAGACUGUCGGUCGUUUUGUAAUUUGAUAAGUCAGAAAUGUGAUCAUGGGGUUGUCAAUAAUAAUUUGCAAAUAGUAUGCGAGAGGAUUUUUUUGGGGUGGGUUAUAUCUGGAAGAGUAAUGGUGCCCGGCUUACUGUUAGGUCCUCGUUCACCAAAAGUACUUAUAGAGUUGUUAGAUUUGUGUGCAAACCCUGAACGGGCACCAGGUACCCCUAGGGCAUCUGCAACAAAAGAGAUAAGGAAAAGACUUUACGAUCUGUUAAGCAAUCUUAAACUUUAUUAGGAUUGGUUAAUUUUUUUUAUUAGUAAAUGCCUUAAUCAUUCUAGUCAAUUAAAUACCUAAUACUAUACUUAGUAUGUAAAUUAGAUUAUAAGUUAUAAGUUAUACUAAGCUUUGUUAAAAAUAUGGUGCUGAACUCGUAAUAAUAUUGAUGUGAUAAAUUACAUUAAUAUUAUCUCUUUAUUUUAGCGCUAAGUUCGAUACUCGGGGCAGAAGAGUUGAGUACGCGGCUCCGCUGCCGUAGCUCCUGCCUUACAUCUAGUCUGUCAUCGUUCCUAAUGAUCGUAAUUUCCGUACGUUUUUGACGUUAAACGUAUUAUUAUGUAAAAAGUACUUCAGUUAUACACCAUAAAAUUUUAAUUAUGCAAAAAAAUAAAAUGGGACUAUCAGUACCUAUUACUGAUAAAUAUGUGCAUAGACAAAAAAUAAAAAAUCUAAAUCCAAAAUUUUGGUUUACCACCUGACUACUACACUUCAAAGUAAAGGUUCAGUGCAGCGGUUCACACAAAGUCGAUUUUCAUUUAUAAAUUCUGGCAAUUCUUUUUGUUUAUUUAUUUUUUUCCUACGUCAGGUUCUUUGCUCGAGAGUGUGAGAGAACACAAUAAACUAUGAAUCGGAAUAAUUGGAGUUUCAAACUACGUUCAUAAAUUCAUUGAUAUAUUGGUAUAAUCGCAAACCUCAAUAACUUUGGUUUUAAUUUUAAUUUAAUUAAAUUUGAUCACUCACAUGUAUUAAUAGGGUCUUCAAUAUUAAGCCUUUAAUUUUUUUGGCAUAAUAAAAAAAUAUGGUGUAUAUUAUUUGAAAAUCAUGCUCUUUUAGUGUAAAUGCUCUGUGUGUGUAGUAAGUAUACUCGUUUCAGUGUAAAAAGUAGAUAGAUUUAGUUCUAGCAGGCGCAGAUCGAUCUCUCUAUGAUAUCUCUAGGAUAGCGACCUAUAAAAGAAUAUCCUGUACUUACUACAAUGGAUGAUUGGUUCUAGAGUUAUAGACAAUGCAAUCUCUAUAUAGGUACGCACUGCAGAAUAAUGCAUCAAAUAUUUUAGUAACAGUAUUUAGAUAUAUUCAAUUUCAAAUUCAAUUUGGACUAAUAAAUAUAAUUUUCGCUAAACUAUG
Plodia interpunctella (Indianmeal moth) is the source of this 2506-nucleotide messenger RNA. RefSeq names its product allnighter (gene aln). Lineage: Eukaryota; Metazoa; Arthropoda; Insecta; Lepidoptera; Pyralidae. Bases 200 to 1399 code for a protein of 399 amino acids. The transcript has 3 exons. The record is from RefSeq and is a predicted model, not a curated record.